AUGGAUUCAAAUCAAAAAGAAAAACUAGUAGCAUCCAAGAAUAAAUUGCAUCAAAUGCAUUUAGAGGCGGAAGAGAAGAAGAGAAUUCAAGCAGAGAAAGAACGAGUUCAAGCGGAAGACAGGGCAAAGCGGGCUGGAUCCAGAGCUCCACAGUCCUCUCAACUUCCUAACAGCACGUUGACGGAAGGAGGUGGUACUGAUCCUCAUACUGCGGAUAACGAUGGCGACCCUAUUGAACAAGAGGAUCCGAGAGACGCCAAAGGUGAUGAGGGAGACGAUGAAUCAUCCGAAGCAGAAGGCGACCCUAUUGAUUUCAAGUCAGCUUUAAAGAAGAAGAUCCUUUUGAAAGAGGACGGCUCACGGGUUCCAAGCCUUGAAAAGAAUAUCAGGAUCAAGGGAUUGCAGCUUAAAGCGCUCCUUUUUGACGGUAAUUGGUGGAGACGCUGCCUUUGGCGCGCUCCUACCAGACAGCCUUGGGGUGAUACAAUUCAACCUUAUCUUACUGAUGGUUUCUCGUCGCCCUUUGUUUGGUUGUUGGCGUUCACAGUCCCUUCCGCAGAAGACUCGGACACUGACCUCCAAACGAGUGUACCGAGGUCAAAUGAACUCAACCAUGCGGUUGAAUUUGGCACCGUCGAGGAGGCUAGAGCGACUCUAGCAAAGAUUGAUGAAGUCUUAAAGCGGACGACUCAUUUCGAUAAUCCAAACCCUCCUCCUAAAGCGGUAACCGUCUCGAGGGCUAGACCAGGGUCGACAGUCUUGUCGAACCCUCCAUCAGGGGUGGUACCCAUCCUGAAGUCUAGACCAGAGCCAAAGGCCUCGUCCAAACCCUCGCGUAUCCCGAGCUCCGCUGUUGAGAGCACGCCAGUAAUCUCGGGGUCAAAAAGGAAGUCCUUGAAGGACAGUGAAGAGCCUUCCUCGCCCUCCGAUCCAUCUGACGGGGACGAUUACAUGCCAGUCGAGGAGCCGAAAAAGCGCUCCAAGUCAAAAAAGAAGAAGUCUAAGAAGUCAAAGGACGACCCACCUUCAGAUGGAAGCUCUACCCCUUCUGAGUCAUCCUCCUCGGAUGACUCUUCAGCGAUCAGUGCGGCUGAACUUGAGUCCCAAGGGAAGUCAGAAGGGCCCCACUCUAACUCGAAUAGUGUUGGUUCCUUAACCCAACAAGGAAAGAGAGGCGGUAAGAAGCCUUUCGUAAAGAAGGGAAACUACGCCCAGAACAAGGGGUCCAAAGACGAUUCCAAUGGAGCUGAAGUUUUGGGAUCCACUGGCACCUUCGCUAGGAAGAAUAACUUCUACAAGAAGAAUAACGGGGGAGGUAAUGCUCAAAAGUCACAAGUUGUGGAAUCAGCUGACAAGUAA
Melampsora larici-populina 98AG31 is the source of this 1359-nucleotide messenger RNA. RefSeq lists its product as uncharacterized. The record is from RefSeq and is a predicted model, not a curated record. Bases 1 to 1359 code for a protein of 452 amino acids. The transcript has 5 exons. Lineage: Eukaryota; Fungi; Basidiomycota; Pucciniomycetes; Pucciniales; Melampsoraceae.